Messenger RNA from Betta splendens (Siamese fighting fish), 1826 nucleotides. Its product is annotated as endonuclease domain-containing 1 protein-like. The transcript is spliced from 4 exons. Gene Ontology annotation, molecular function: metal ion binding; nucleic acid binding; hydrolase activity. Bases 906 to 1826 code for a protein of 306 amino acids. NCBI's taxonomy places the organism in Eukaryota, Metazoa, Chordata, Actinopteri, Anabantiformes, Osphronemidae. The record is from RefSeq and is a predicted model, not a curated record.
AGCCAGAGCCACCCUCACCUCUCUGUCACACUUACCCAUUCUCUUGCUCAAGCAUGCUAAUGCUCGCCCCCGUGUAGUGCAUACUCUGCGGCUGUGCAUCGUCAAUACAAUUAAUAUAUAUUUAUUAUGUAAAAUAUGUGUAUUCUCCAACUUUAACAACUGUUUCUGGGAACACAAAAACCAUCAGAACAACGAAUUUUAAACAGCUUAAUACUGUCAGAAACAGGAACAUGUUAUACUUUGCUGGAGCUACACCCUGCACACAGACACAGACACAGAAACAAGAAGUGGUUUGGGCCUGCUGACUUAUCUUGAGUAAGCUUGAAAGGCUAGAAAAAGGUUAGCAGUCUUGGGGUUGUACAGUUCAUGAUAAUAUAUGCCUAUACUUAUGCUUAUGCAAAUCAAUCAAGUGUUUUAUCCUUAUAUGGAAUUUUCUUGUUCUCAGUAUGAUCUUCAUGUAUUAAUUGUAACCAUACCAUACGCCCAUAUGUGCAAUUUCAAGGCGUGUCCCAUUUUCUAAUAAAAAACUUGCACCAAGGAGAGCUCGCCGGAGUCCGAGUUGGCAGAUCCUGAGUGAAGCGCUUACAGACCUCAGACGGGCUCCCCUGGCAAGUAAAACAAAGUUGCAGCUUGUUGUGCUUUGUUGUCCUCGUCUCUGUAUGAAAAAAGUGUUGUGGCCCAACAAACCUUCCUUCCUUCCUCCUUCAAGACGGAGCUCAACACUUGACAUUGCAGUAGCAGGGUGAAGGAACACUGAAGUCUGCAUGCAACCGGAAGUCUGGGACGUUCGUCAGAAAAUCCUGGGACGUGAAUUCGUCACUAGGUCAUUGAAAUAGGUCCCGAUCUUCCCCUCGUUGAUGACGAGUUCCCGGAGGCGAACAACACAGCAACAAUAACGUGUAAGGAUGGCUUCACUGAAAACAUGGUGUCUCCUGCCCCUCAGCGUGCUCAUCCUACAGUUCAUUACUCCCACAGAAACAGAAGUUGUGGCGACUGUUUCAAAGUGUAAUGAUUUUUUUUUUGAAAAUGUACCACCACAGAUCAAAAGCAUCAUGCCAAAUGGCAAAAUCAUGAAUCGGGUCAGAUUUAAAGUCAUUUGUCAGACUUAUGAGAAUGACAAAAGGUUUGUGACAGUUUAUGACAUCACCAACAAGAUCCCAGUGUUUUCUGCUUACAAGUACAAAGGAGCAAAGGAAGGAGCAAAGGAAGGAAGACCAAAGGAAUGGAAGAUCGAGCCACAGCUUGAAAACUCAAAAAAAGGCCCCAAUAUGGAGGAUAGUGAGAAGGACGAAUACACCAACCAAGCCAGUGACAAGGAUUAUAGAUGGGAAGAUAAGACAGGAAAAAAGAUUAAGGAAUACAAGAAUUUUAACAGAGGCCACUUAUUUCCAUCUUCUUAUGCCUCUGAUGAAAAUGACAAAGAGUCAACAUUCACUCUGACAAACAUCGUUCCACAGUCAAUCACUUUCAACAGCGGCAGUUGGGGAGAAAUGGAGAAAUGUGUUAAGAAAAAAAUCCUAGACAACUCCUGCUUAAACAAAGAAGCUUUUGUUGUCACCGGAGCGAUCCCUAGCAAUAAUAAAACAGGCAAAAUUAAUAUACCAUCAGUGCUUUGGUCAGCUUUCUGUUGUUACAGUGCAAAACUUAAAAGGACUGUAGCAGGGGCACACUGGGGAGACAACAUUGCCGAAGACCCCAAACAACCUAAGCAGCUCAAGAUGAAAACGUUGGAAGAACUCAAAGAACAAUUUCAUAUUGACGUGUUUCCUGGAAAAGAGUGUCCUCGUGAAGAAAUCAUUGAAGAUCUUGACGGAGAGGAGCUGUGA